AUGCCACAGAAUAUCCGUACCUCGGCACCAGACACAGAAACAGCCAUUGACAGAACUGUACCAGAUUUCCCAGUUGCUGAAUCAUUAGAUGAAGACAAUUAUUUCAAGACUAAUAUACCACCCCCAUAUUUAAAAGAUUUAUGUGCUGAAGCUGAACAGUUUGUUCAGAUCCAUGAAAAAACAGGACGUAAAGUUGUCUUAGUCACAUCUGGUGGUACCACUGUCCCAUUAGAAAACAAUACUGUUAGAUUUAUUGAUAAUUUUAGUGCUGGUACAAGAGGUGCUACAAGUGCCGAGUAUUUCCUAGAGAAUGGAUAUGCUGUGAUAUUCUUACAUAGAGAGUUUUCAUUAUUACCAUAUUCUAGACAUUAUAGCCAUACAACAAACUGCUUCUUGGAUUAUAUGACAGAGAUUGAUGGGAAAUUAGAAAUCAAUCCAAAAUAUAGUGAACAGAUGCAUAAAGUUUGGAAAAAAUAUAAUGAUGCAAGAGAUCAAAACUUGUUGUUAUUAUUACCAUUCACUACCGUUACACAAUAUUUAUUUUCAUUGAAGGAAAUUUCCAAAAUAUUGGAUAAAGUUGGUACACGAGCUUUAUUUUAUCUUGCAGCAGCAGUUUCUGAUUUCUUUCUACCACAUUCCAAAUUACCAGAGCAUAAAAUCCAAGCACAAGAUCAUAAUGGAGGGAAAUUAGUGGUUAAUUUAGAUCCUGUGCCUAAAUUCCUUAGAAGAUUAGUUGAUUCAUGGGCCCCAGGUGCUAUGAUUACAAGUUUUAAAUUAGAAACUGAUAAAUCAAUAUUGAUUAAAAAGGCUAAUCAAGCAUUGGAUCGUUAUAAUCAUCAGCUAGUCAUUGGUAAUCUAUUACAAACUAGAAAGAAGGAAGUUGUGUUUGUAUCCAAGAAUUAUCAAAAUGAUCCAGUAUGGUAUAGAUUAUCAGAUGAAGAUGUUGCCAAAGGUGUCGAUAUCGAAAGUUUAAUCAUUCCAGCAGUUAUCAAAGAGCAUCAAGAAUGGAUCGCAAUUCAUUAA
Messenger RNA from Hansenula anomala, 1023 nucleotides. It is a transcript of the gene CAB2, whose product is annotated as phosphopantothenate--cysteine ligase CAB2. The record is from RefSeq and is a predicted model, not a curated record. Gene Ontology annotation, biological process: coenzyme A biosynthetic process. The transcript has a single exon. The coding region runs from base 1 to 1023 and encodes 340 amino acids. Gene Ontology annotation, cellular component: cytoplasm; nucleus. Gene Ontology annotation, molecular function: phosphopantothenate--cysteine ligase activity. NCBI's taxonomy places the organism in Eukaryota, Fungi, Ascomycota, Saccharomycetes, Phaffomycetales, Wickerhamomycetaceae.